Cladophialophora immunda is the source of this 4361-nucleotide messenger RNA. RefSeq lists its product as uncharacterized. Bases 1174 to 3276 code for a protein of 700 amino acids. NCBI's taxonomy places the organism in Eukaryota, Fungi, Ascomycota, Eurotiomycetes, Chaetothyriales, Herpotrichiellaceae. Gene Ontology annotation, biological process: regulation of transcription by RNA polymerase II. The transcript is spliced from 2 exons. The record is from RefSeq and is a predicted model, not a curated record. Gene Ontology annotation, cellular component: nucleus.
CUUGGACCUCGCAACACGUAGCCCAUACAAAGGCCAGGGAUCAUCCUAGCGAACCUGGCAUUCCCGUUCCCAUCCAGUUUUUCCCCUUCUCCCAACCCUAACGGACUUGUAACCAUUGAAUCCCCGAAGGUGCAUUUGGCGAGGGGCUGUGCUGUGAUUGUCCACCUGCUCACGCUAAGCCCCCCAAGGCUCCAGCAAUUCUUUCUGCUUCCUCAUCCCUUCAAACCUUGGACGAGGAAAACGGGAAGGAGAACGAGAAAACGAGGGGAAGAGAGGUGAGAGGGUGAGGUGACUUUGACUCGACUGGUCAAUUCUCAUCCCAACCUAAAGACUCUCUGCUCGGCUCCGCAUCCAAGCAGCCUCGCAACCUGAGCAGUCAAGUCGUCGGUCGGUUCGCCUGCGGUGUGCCAACUCACAGACUCGGUUCAAAAUCUCUCUUUCUUUGUCUGCGUCUUUGUCACCGCCAUCACCGCCAACACCGCCAUCACCACCAGCAGUUCCGAGCUAUCCAAAACAUCCAAGACCACCCGAGUCGACCUGAUUCUCUGCCUCCAGGCCCCAACCCUACCAGUGCUUCCCGAUCAGCCAAUUCCUCAGAGCCUCCAAGAGCCUCAUCCCGACCUUGUGUUACAAAUACCCCUCACUUUCCCGCCAUCUUAUCAACUGACUCGAGUCACACUGGUACCAGCAUCAAGCCCUUUUGCUUUCCCGGUAUGAGAGUCUUACCACCCCUCCCCCAAUUUUGCUUUCGUCUUGGGCCAAUGCAUUGCCAUUCCUCUUCAGCCGCUACGUGCCCGAAUACGCAAGUCACCACCCUUGCCUUGCCGCCUGACCACGGUCUGGAACCAUUUGAGUUCGUCAAAACCCUACCCCUCCCCCAUUCCCCGCUGCUCGUUCCUUUCUGGCAAUCAGUUGGCAUGUCCUGCGGGCCAUCGAUACGGGCAAUAGCAGCACGUCCAGCGAGUCCCUGUUGUUUCCAUGUCAAGCGCUCCUGCUGGAGGGUGUCCAACCGGUGAAGUUGAAAAUUUCACGCACUGACAUGUCAUAUGGUCCAGAGACAUCGAUCCCAGACGACAUUUGCCUCCAUAGUCAAACAAUACUCUUUGCUCGUCUCAGCGCCGUUGCCUCAUCCGUAUUGCGGAUGAUCUGCCAUGUGAUUUGUCGUGCUCACUCAUGUCCAAAGAUCAAGAUAUCUAUUUCGACGUCGAGCGGGAUAUUAUUGCACCCCUCAGAAGCCCCGGCCUUGAGCCAGUGAAGCCAGAGUACGGGCCACGAUCUAGCCCUGCACCGCUUGUGCCCAUCGACGAGCUAUCUUCUAAUCCCUCCGAGGCGGAGGAUAGGGAAGCACUGCGACAUCGGGAGAAGCCUCUAGCACGAAAGGGUCGAGCCAACCGCACCUUUGCCGAUGGCGUACUGAUUCUGAACCUAGAUCCUAAUCAACGCACACUUGCUAGCGAAGCACGGCGAGAGCCUUUGGACUCGAGAAGUCAAUCGGAAGAGGAAGAAGAGGAGGAAGAGGAGGAAGAGGACGGCGACGAUGACGACGACAAUGCGGCCCAACGUGGCCGGAGACAGAUGAGAAGGCCCAAAAGGGUCAUUCGGCAUGGAGCACACCGGGUUUCAAUCAAACCAAGGCCGGUGCCGCGGAAGGCCUUGCUUGCCGAUCCAGAUGGUCCUGAUGACGGGGACGACGAGGACGAGGACUUCCCCAUGGUGGACACUCCCGCCAGUGUGGCUGAAGAGCAACCGGUACGGUCGCCUCGGGUUACGCAGGGUAUCCAAAAGUCGACAGGACAGGCUCAUACUGCCUCCAAGCACGCAGAUCUGUCGAGAAAGCAAUUCGAUACAAUCCCACCCCCGAGAACUCGCCCGCUGUAUCCGAAUUUGCGGCUGAAUCUUACUACGAACAUUCGUGACGGCGAUCAAGAUGACGACUCAAUCCUCAAGUCACCCAUUCUGGGAAAGUUUGCGAUAUCUCCCCGUGAUGCACAUCCAGAUUUCACCUUGCCAGCCAUGCAACAGAGGUCCCCACCACGUUCCUCGCCUGCAGGUCUACCAGACUAUAGGAUGACGCUUCCGUCUUUGAAGAUCGCCAUUGGAGACCUACCUGACCCAAGCCCGGGGGCAUUUGCCUGCCUGUCUCCGAGCAUGGGUCGGCCCUUUGCCUCUUAUGCGUCUCCGGCGUCGUACACAGCAUAUUCCGCCAUGUCUCCACCGGAUCCCCCCUCUCACAACAACUGGCGGACGACGACGGGGAAUUCCAAUACGUCAACAUUUUCAGAUUAUACUUCCUCGAAUUCUCUCUCUGUCUCGACUCCAGCCUCGUCCAUCAUCACGCCAUCUCCGGCAGCCUCCGGUCCCUCUUCAUUAACCGCACUACCUGAGCACGAUCAGGAGGAGCAAGAGGAGGGCAGCAGGAUGCAUCAUGUCCCAACCAUGGACACCGACCUCCUACCUAAAGGCGAAGUUCGAUUCAUAUCUCUAUAUCAGCCUGAAGCGGGUUCAAACCCCCGAUUAAAACUUCGAUUUCAACGGCCCAAACCUCAGCCCAAACCCGCCGCUCGAUCGAAGCUUCAGCCUCAACCUCAGUCUCCCCCUGAGCCUGAACCUCAACCCGAGCUCGAAGCCCAGCCCCAACCCCAAGCGCAACCUCAGCCUCAGCCUCAACCUCAAAUGCAACCUGUGACCCAACCCGAGGCUGGAUCUCAGGCUGGAUCCGAGACCGAAUCCGAGCUCUCCGAGCUAUCCGAACUUGAAUCUGAUCUUGAUUCGGAGUCUGAACAGCCUCAGCCAGAAGCGCAAUCUGCGUCGAAAACUCAACCUCGAUCUGUGUCUCACCCAAGACCUCAGCCCGAGCUGGCCCCCAACCCCGCCUCAGUUGCUCGCUUUUCGCUGGGUCCUUUCAAGUGCACCCACGAAGGAUGUAAUGCUGCACCGUUUCAGACUCAAUACCUGUUAAACAGCCAUAUGAAUGUCCAUUCUAACGAGCGAACUCAUUUCUGUCCGAUCAAAGAUUGCCCUCGGGGGUAUGGUGGCCUGGGCUUUAAGAGGAAGAAUGAGAUGAUCAGACAUGGCUUGGUUCAUAGAUCUCCCGGGUAUAUAUGUCCUUUCUGUCCGGACCAGCAACAUCGGUAUCCUCGGCCCGACAACCUGCAGCGGCACGUACGGCAGCAUCACUCGGAUGAAGAUCGUCUUGACCCUAGACUCCGCGAGGUCCUCAAUCAACGCACCGAUGGAAACAACAAGGCGGGAAAAAGGCGCAUGCGCUUGUUCUGACCAUUGUAGACUAUCGUGCUCAGGACCCUGUCAAGUUCAACAGGUAUACCCUCCCUCACCGUGUCACUUAGCGGCUUUGAGCUGAGUACGAAGGGAUUCCAUCACCUGAGACUGGAGACGAGGCCUCACAGAUUUGCCAAACCGGAGAUCUUUUUGCGUUGGAUUCUUGUACAGCACAUUCGCAUCGAUUGUCACGGCGCCAGUUUUUUGUAUUCUUUUGUGCUUCAAAUGCCUAACAGCAGCAGCAUGAAAGAAGGUUUCUAUGUCGAAGUUUAUGGUCGCAAAGGCACACGAUCAAUUUAGAAGGGGGAUAUGAGCACCCUUGGGCUCAGCCUUUUCCAGUUGCACUGCUCCCCGAUGUUCACUGCCACUCCUUUCGACACCAAAUCACCUCCUAGCGGAGGGAACGGAUGGCCAGAAGGCUAUGGCUCCAUGUCGGAGGGCUUAUACACUGGUUGAUUUGUUUCAAAAGGCCUGAGUCGCAGGAUGAGUUUCAUCGGUACGUUUUUACGAUGUUAUGACUUUGAUGACCACGGCCAUGCCCUGUUAUGUAUGACGCUUCUGGCAGAGCCGCAAGAAACUCUGGCAAAUGUCUAUAUAGCUCUAGGAACCGAUGGGUUUAAGUACCGAACGGAGUCGAUUGGGAAUACAGACUUGACGACACGGAGGAAGCCAGGGAGGAAAACACGGAGAUUGUUUGUUCAACCUUGAGAUGGUGUCUAGGGGAACUCUUUCUUCUUCUUCCAUGCUCUUGUCCCCCCCCCUCCCCCUCCCCCAAAACACAGGAGAGGAAUAGGCUACUACAAACCUGUGGUACUCGUAUGGGCCUCGAAAGCAAAGUCGGCGCUCAGGAGUGUGCCCGCUCAGCAGCCACCAGUAGUGCGGCCCAAAGCCACCAUGGGCACCCAGAAGGUGGAAAACAAAGAGGCAUGGUGGAAAGUAAGCGGCUUGAUGGCGGCUUAUUACCUUUGAGGGGACAGAGCCCAGAAAGAGCGAUAUUACGAGUCCAUGUUCCAUGCUUGGAUUCCAUCAUUACCACUCGACGAACUGUCACAUUUCCGUUCUCUCUCCCCUCCCUCCCCCCC